Neohortaea acidophila is the source of this 1074-nucleotide messenger RNA. Its product is annotated as short chain dehydrogenase. Lineage: Eukaryota; Fungi; Ascomycota; Dothideomycetes; Mycosphaerellales; Teratosphaeriaceae. The coding region runs from base 1 to 1074 and encodes 357 amino acids. The record is from RefSeq and is a predicted model, not a curated record. The transcript has 2 exons.
AUGGCCCAAACCUCAAUCAACCAUCGAUACAUAGCCGAACAUAAAGAUCCCCAAGGACCCGGAGAUGCUCGACCUACUGGCAUCCAGAUCCUCAAAGACAAUGAUCUGAUCAACAACAUGGUUGAGAAAACCUUCCUUGUGACGGGCGGAACGGCUGGUCUUGGAUUGGAAACCGUACGAGCACUGGCCAAGACGGGAGCAAACGUGUUCUUUACAGCGCGGAACGUCGAGAAAGCGAACAAGGCCGUCCAAGACAUCGUCGAAGAAGUGAAAGGCGCGAAAGUCGACUUUGUCGAGAUGGAUAACACGAGCUUAGAGAGCGUCAAGACAGGCGCAGAGGCUUUCCGGCGGAAAACCGAGCAAUUGAAUGUUCUCAUUUGCAAUGCCGGCAUCGGCUCCGCACCGUAUGGCCGGACAGAAGAUGGGCACGAAAUGAACUUUGGCGUCAACUAUCUCGCCCACUUCUACCUCUUCCAGCUGCUGGAACCACUGCUCUUGGCCUCUUCGACUCCAUCGUUCCACAGCCGCGUGGUGACGCUAUCCAGCAGUGCGCACUGGUUCUCCACCGUCCAGAUCGGCAACUACAACCAAGAGAGGAAGCUCGAGGGGAAGAUUGAGCCGCUUUUUGACCUGGGCGAUGGGUACAAUCCCCUCAUUGCAUACGGCCAGAGUAAGACGGCCUUCAUCUGGUUGACCAACGAGAUUGAGCGCCGGUAUGGAGGGAAAGGGCUGCAUGGGUUGAGUGCAGACCCGGGCACCAUCGUCACGGCCAUUUGGGGAGGCAUGGACCCUCGCGCAGCGGAGGCUCUUCAACCCUACGUAGAGAGUGAGCAGAUGCAAAAGGGCUUCAAGUCGGUGGAGCAAGGGAUUGCAACGCACGUCCUGGCGGCUGCUGGGAAGGAGUACGAAGGCAGAGGCGGCCUUUAUCUGUGCGAUUGUACUACGCCGAGGGCGUUGGCGGACGACGAAGCAAUUCCCGCGGACGGCUAUCGAUCGUGGGCGUUUGACCCAGAUGGAGAGAAGCGGCUUUGGGCGGAUUCAUUGGAGAUGGUGGGUAUGAAGGAGGAGCCUUAG